This is a messenger RNA of Drosophila subpulchrella, 794 nucleotides long. Its product is annotated as 10 kDa heat shock protein, mitochondrial. The transcript is spliced from 2 exons. The record is from RefSeq and is a predicted model, not a curated record. Gene Ontology annotation, cellular component: mitochondrial matrix. The coding region runs from base 142 to 450 and encodes 102 amino acids. NCBI's taxonomy places the organism in Eukaryota, Metazoa, Arthropoda, Insecta, Diptera, Drosophilidae. Gene Ontology annotation, molecular function: protein-folding chaperone binding; metal ion binding; ATP binding.
AUUAGGUUUGAGCCGACCCCAUAUUCCUCAGUUAACUACUGGGAAGCAAAGGAAACACAUCGUACUCUAAAAACUAGAAAAAAAUAGUAAAAAAAAAACUUAAUAAAAACUGAGAAACGUGAAACUUUUCAAAAACGGACCAUGUCCAACGUCAUUAAGAAGGUGAUUCCCAUGCUGGACCGCAUCCUGAUCCAGCGCUUCGAGGUGAAGACGACCACCGCCGGCGGCAUCCUGCUGCCGGAGGAGUCGGUGCCCAAGGAGAUGCAGGGCUUGGUGGUGGCCGUCGGACCCGGUGCCCGCAAUCCGGCCGGAGCUGGCCACUUGUCCGUGGGCGUCAAGGAGGGCGAUCGCGUCCUGCUGCCCAAGUACGGAGGCACCAAGGUCGACAUGGACGACAAGCGCGAGUAUGUGCUGUUCCGGGAGAGCGACAUUCUGGCCAAGCUGGAGUAACCUCGCAGAUCAGACACCAUCUACCACACUUCCUACUCUGAAAACCCCGACAAGACCAACACGAUAAUGCUGCCAUAAACCCGUCAACACCUCACUACCACCACUGACAAUGCUACCGCCAACACUUCCAUCCCGGUGCAGACUCUGCAUUUUGCUUCCGGAUUGCGUUCGAAACUAAAUGAUUAUAAUGAAAUGUUCUAUUUGGUAGCUCUCAAUGUACACUACAACUAUCAUUCGACUACAAGAAGCUAACAAGUCGCUCCAAUUGCGAUUUUUCCACACUAACAAUUUCAUGUAAGGACAGACCAAAUAAACCUUUGUUCAGGUGCGUUUGUGUAUGAAAA